Messenger RNA from Hyla sarda, 3731 nucleotides. RefSeq names its product DEAD-box helicase 4 (gene DDX4). The record is from RefSeq and is a predicted model, not a curated record. Gene Ontology annotation, cellular component: P granule; nucleus. The coding region runs from base 423 to 2837 and encodes 804 amino acids. Gene Ontology annotation, biological process: cell differentiation; gamete generation. Gene Ontology annotation, molecular function: RNA helicase activity; RNA binding; ATP binding. The transcript has 33 exons. Lineage: Eukaryota; Metazoa; Chordata; Amphibia; Anura; Hylidae.
AGAACAGAAGGCAAAGUGAAAGCUGCGCUGUGAUUGGUGUUGCUAGGGGCAACAAAAGUUUCUUCAGUUUUAAAAAUCCUGCCCUACUGGCAGUUAUGACAGGACCACAAGUUAACACCUUCCUUCCCUGGGCCAUACAUAUACGGCGCCCUGUACAUGGUUAGAGUACGGAAAAAAGUGGAUUCUACUAAUAAAAUACCCCCCAACACCCCAGCCUAGUAAAUGGACCCUUCUAGAACAGCCCAUCAUCCUCCUCGCUGUCAUCUACUACACGUGACGCCCGGCCUGGACCUCUGAUUGGCUGACUGUUGGCGCCGUCUUGGGGAGUCUAUAUAAGGCAGCGCCGCCGCGGCCCCCGUUCUUUAGACGCUUCUGUGAGGAGGAGGAAGUCACAAGGACUAAUCUAACUUUUCUGCCUCAACAUGGCUGAUGAAGAUUGGGAGAAUGAGCUUGAUAAUGGGACUGCUUGUGUUCCGAAUUUCAGUACCUCGGAGCCAAGUUUUGAAGAAAAUUCUAAAAAUUCCUUCUCAUCAAACCGCGACUUCAAUGAAAACUUUCGCUCUGCUGACAAAGGAUUUGGAAAUCAAAAAGGUGAUGACUUAAAUCAGAGCUAUGAAUCUUCUGGAAGAAGUUUUGGUGGGCAAAGAGGUGAUAGGAAUGAGCGGGGCAGUUUCAGCAGGGGGGAUAGGAAUGAGCGGGGCGGUUUCAGCAGGGGUCGCCCAGAUCGAGGAAGAGGAGGCAGCAAUAGCUCGUUUAAUAGAGGAUUUGAUUCGUUUGAGACUAAGGAACACACAGGAUUUUCAAACAAGGAAGGAUUUAACGAUGAAAAUUUUAGGUCGGGAGGAAGAGGCGGUAGGGGAGGUUCUUUCAAUUCUGGUGGCGGCUUUGGGAGAAGAGGUGACAGUGGUGAAUCAGAUAACAGGAAGGAGUUUGGAAGAACAGGUGGAGGUUUCGGAAGAAGAGGAGGCGGCAAUGAUUCAGAUGGCAAAAGGGAUUUUGGAAGAACAGGGGACAGCGGUGGUUUUGGAAACUUUGGGACAAGGGGUAGCAACCAGGAGUCUGAUGGCCAGUGGGAGUUUGGAAGAGGAGGUGACAGCGGUGGUUUUGGAAACUUUGGGAGAAAGGGUAACAAUGAGGAGUCUGAUGGACAGAGGGAGUUCGGAAAAGGAGGUGACAGCGGUGGUUUCGGAAACUUUGGGAGAAAGGGUAACAAUGAGGAAUCUGAUGGACAAAGGGAUUUCAGAAGAGGAGGUGGCAACAGUGGUUUUGAGAACAGAAGAGGCGUUGGCCAAAGAGGUGGCUACAAAGGGAGAAAUGAGGAUGUUGGGUUUGAAUCUGGAAAAGGUCAGGAUGACCUUGCAAAAGCAGAUACCGGACCUAAAGUGACUUAUAUUCCCCCUCCCCCAUCGGAUAAUGAAGAUGAUAUCUUUAGACAUUACCAGACGGGUAUUAACUUUGAUAAAUAUGAUGAAAUCCUUGUUGAUGUAUCCGGAGUCAAUGCGCCACCUGCAAUACUGUCAUUUGAAGACGCGGCGCUCAGCGACACACUAAACAAAAAUAUCUACAAGGCGGGUUAUGUGAAGUUGACCCCGAUACAGAAGCACAGUAUACCUAUUGUUAUGGCGGGUCGUGACUUAAUGGCGUGUGCCCAGACUGGAUCUGGAAAAACUGCUGCUUUUCUUUUGCCUAUUCUGGAUCAUAUGAUGAAAAAUGGAGUUGCCUCAAGUCAGUUUAACGAUAUUCAGGAGCCAGAAGCAAUAAUUGUAGCACCUACUAGAGAGCUGAUCAAUCAGAUUUACCUUGAUGCUCGAAAAUUUGCAUACGGAACUAUUGUUCGUCCAGUUGUGAUCUAUGGAGGAACACAGACAUCUCAUUCAUUACGCCAGAUAUUUCAAGGCUGCAACAUUCUUUGUGCAACACCUGGAAGAUUGUUAGAUGUUAUUGGGAAGGAGAAGAUCGGUUUGAGCAAAGUGAAAUUUGUUGUACUGGAUGAAGCUGAUCGUAUGCUUGACAUGGGCUUUUUGGGAGAUAUAAAAAAAUUGUUCCAAAGUCCUGGAAUGCCAGCUAAAGAACAGAGGCAAACCUUAAUGUUUAGUGCGACAUUUCCUGAAGACAUACAAAGACUUGCUAGAGAUAAUUUGAAACCAGAUUAUCUGUUUGUGGUGGUUGGACAAGUUGGCGGCGCGUGCAGUGAUGUUGAACAGCAGAUCAUUGAAGUUAAUCGUCAAGAAAAGAGGGGAAAAUUGGUUGAAAUCCUGCAAAACAUAGGUCAUGAGCGCACAAUGGUUUUUGUGAAUACUAAAAAGUGUGCAGAUUUCAUUGCUACAUUUCUUUGUCAAGAACAUAUACCUUCAACAAGUAUUCACGGGGACCGAGAACAGAGAGAGAGGGAGAAGGCACUGGGCGAUUUCCGUACUGGACAAUGUCCUGUAAUUGUUGCCACAUCUGUUGCUGCCAGAGGUCUAGAUAUCGAGAACGUUCUUCAUGUGAUAAAUUUUGACAUCCCGGGAGAUGUUGACGAGUAUGUUCACAGAAUUGGACGUACAGGACGUUGUGGCAACACUGGAAAAGCAAUUUCCUUUUUUGACAGGACACAGGAUGAUGACCAGAAAAUUGCCCGAGGGCUUGUAAAAGUUUUAGCCGAUGCACACCAGGAGGUACCUGCUUGGCUUGAAGAGGUUGCAUUCAGUGCCCAUGGCACUUCAAGCUAUGGUUCACAUCCAAGCAACUUUGCUUCAGUGGAUAGCAGAAAGAGAGCCAACUUUCAAGUGGACGGUACCAGAAAUGCAGGCUUCUCACAACCUGCUGCUCAGGCUGAAGAUGAGGACUGGGGCUAGUGAAAUGUUCACGCACAUGAGAUCACAUUUGGUUUUUCAGAAACAUUCUGUUGUAUGUUUGUAAAAAGAAAAAAAAAAUAUGAAAAUUUUGGUUACUUGGCUAAAAGUAUAUAACAUUUGUUUAAAAAAAAAAAUUAUAUAAUUUCUUAUUUUGGUUUGUAGUAAAUAACGGCUCUGAAGAGAUUGGAGCACAAAAUUAAAGUUUUCUUUUUUUCUUUACCUAUUUUUUUACUGUUUGCGGGUGGUUUCAUGAUUGGAACUGUUUGGCAUAGCUGGGUUAUCUAUCCAUUAUAAAUUGAAUGUUUUCUGCCCAAAUCAAGCAAAAGCAGUGACGUUUUCCCAUAUCAACCAAAGCGUUUUUUUUUAUCUUAAGUGCAAUUUGUUGCGUUGUAUGUUGCAGUACUCAGUAAAUUUGAAGUAUGUUUCCCAUCAUACAGAAGAUUGCCAUUGCAGGAGUGCACAUUAUUCUUCUGCGCAGCUUUCAUUGCGGAUUCUGCUUCUAAAUUGCCGGAGCGAUCUACCGUGGUCUGUGCUGCAGCCUAUCCAGAACUAUACAUUAGUAAACAGAAUGUCUUAUUGCCUCCUAGGCUCUUAUCUCCAAUAUGGCAACCGGCGCAUCACAUUACCUUGUAUGGCUUAGAAGACACCACAGCAUAUUGUUUCCUAAUGUGCAUUUCUGAGGAGCAAUAGACAGAGAGGCUCCUGACCUUUAGUCAUUUUUUUUUUGUGUGUAAUUGGAGAUACGUGAAACAGCCUCAAAACAAAAAAAUUAUAUAUAGUCGGGAAUAAGAUGAGAAAAAGAUUACCUAAUCCGAUCUGCUGCAGCCCCAUUCUGAAAAGAGGCGAAUCUGAGCUGUGGGGGAUCAGAGCAAAGUAUGAGAGAUUUUAUACAUA